UAUAAAUACCCUUUUGAGUUGGACGAGAAAUGUAACUUUGAUUGUUGUGUGAAGUCUUAUAUUAAGCUGAAGUUUAUAAAUUUGCUCGAAAGUAAGUAGGAGUUCAAACGAGUUUGUUUCUCUCAUAUUAAAAAGUUCUUCUUUCUUGCUAUUCGAUUUGAUCGUACCUUUUUUUUCUCGAUCUGAUAGUUUGACUUAAUUGAUUUUCCAUUUAUUACCCAAAAUGGUUUUUUCGUUCACUGCGUCACUUUUGGCUGGUGCUGCUUUGGCCAAGGGCGUGCUUUCUGCUCAAGCCGUUCCUACCAACUUCACCGGUGUCGGAGGAGUUCCUGCUAACUUCGCUUACAAUGCUACGGGCGACUUUAAUUCAAGUUUGAUGCCCGCAAACUUUACUCCUGCCGGUGGUAUCGUCCCUAUGGAUCCUGACCCAACCUACCAUCCUUUGAGUGAUUUUGACUAUCAAUCUCUCUCAUUAGCCUUGUACCACGAGUACAUUGAAUAUGAUCUUUUCAACUAUGCCCUUACCAGAUUCUCUGACGAGGAAUUCGAUGCCGCUGGUAUUAACGCCGAAUACCGUCACUUGAUUCGCUUUAUGGCCCAACAAGAAAUUGGUCACAUCGAUCUCAUUACUAACAUGCUUGGCCCUGAUGCUCCCAAGGCUUGCCAAUACAAGUAUGACUUCGAUAGCGUGGGUGGUUUCUUGGACUUUGCUCAAAAGCAAACUCAAUGGACUGAAUCCAGUACCUAUGGUUUCCUUCCUCACCUUAACUCUCGUGCUGCUGAACAACUUUUGCUUCAAUCCAUCACUACUGAAGCUCGUCAAGAAAUGAGUCUUCGUCAAUUGCAAGGUCUUUUCCCCUACCCCGUUUGGUUCGAGACUGGACUUCCUCAAUCCUUUGCAUGGACUUUGCUUGCUCCAUACAUUGUUAGUUGCCCUCCUGAGAACCACAGAUUGGUCUGGCAAAACUUCCCUGGCUUACACGUUGUUAGCCCUUCUACCAUCACCAACUACUCUAACGCUUCUUACCCUCAAUAUCCUAAUGGCACUUACAUGUACCCUGCUGCCGUCUCUACCAACCGCACUCUCCCUAUGUCUUUGCCUGGUCAAAUCGUUGAAUUCCAAUGGGAAGCUCCUGGUCAACCCAUCGGCCCCAACGCCUCUUACACCACUAGCACUUCCGUUAACGGUGCUCCUCAAUUCGCUGCUUGGAUCUCUCAAUUGAACGUUACUUACACUCCUUUGAACGUCACUGGCAACAACAGUGGUUCUACUUACCAACCAAGCGUUCAUGUCUACAAUGACUCUACUCAACAAGUCAUCAACGGUUCUAGCUUCGUUGUCUUGACCGACAUUGCUUUGCCUGUCACUCCCUUCAACCUUACUGCCAUCAACGAGCACAUUGUUGCUGGUCCUCUUGUUUACUCUUCUGGUUAAACUGCUGAGGAGUAAGUGACAAAUUUAAACACUCCUUGAAAGGUUUUCUUUUUUGUUUUCUUAAUUUAAUUUAAAGUCACGUUGACGUUUUCUUUUUAAUGAAAAAGUCUUUUUGUUUACGGGUAAUCUCGUCUUUAGGAACGUUUUGCUCUCUCUUGUUUUCCUUCCUUCAAUUCAUUAUCUGUUAAAUUUGUUUUAAUCAAUAAAAUUAUAAGUUUUGAGAAGUUAA
Messenger RNA from Schizosaccharomyces octosporus yFS286, 1664 nucleotides. RefSeq lists its product as uncharacterized. Bases 224 to 1435 code for a protein of 403 amino acids. NCBI's taxonomy places the organism in Eukaryota, Fungi, Ascomycota, Schizosaccharomycetes, Schizosaccharomycetales, Schizosaccharomycetaceae. The record is from RefSeq and is a predicted model, not a curated record. The transcript has a single exon.